CAGAACGGACCGAUCGGAGAAUUUUGCGACAAAAUGUGGAUCGCUCUGCUGGGGAUCCCGAUUUUGUUGGCGGUCCUAACGCUUCUUCUAAAACACAUUAACAAAACCUACUUUAUACUUUCAUUAACGAAGCGUGUGCGAACCGAGGAUGGCAGUCCAUUGGAAAGCAAAGUGGCCAUAAUGCCGGGAAAAACGCGAUUUGGCAACAACUUGGAUAUCUUGAACUUUACGCCGGCUAGUGUUUUUAAUUUUGUGCGCGAGUCCACGGCCAAGGCCAAGGGUCAGAAUUAUCUGUGGUAUUUUCUAUAUGCACCCAUGUAUAAUGUGGUUCGACCCGAGGAAGCUGAGGAGGUAUUCCAGAGCACCAAGCUGAUAACGAAGAACGUGGUUUACGAACUGAUUAGACCAUUUCUGGGAGACGGACUCCUGAUAAGCACGGAUCACAAAUGGCAUUCCAGACGAAAGGCUUUAACGCCCGCCUUUCACUUCAAUGUCCUGCAGUCAUUCCUGGGUAUUUUCAAGGAAGAGUGCAAGAAGUUCCUUAACGUUUUAGAGAAAAAUUUAGAUGCAGAACUGGAGCUUAACCAGGUUAUUCCGCCAUUUACUUUGAAUAAUAUAUGCGAAACUGCUCUGGGUGUGAAGCUGGAUGACAUGUCGGAGGGCAACGAAUAUAGAAAGGCCAUCCAUGCCAUCGAGGAAGUUCUAAUUCAACGCGUGUGCAAUCCGCUGAUGUACUACAACUGGUAUUUCUUCGUUUACGGAGACUAUAGAAAGCAUUUGCAGAAUCUUCGAAUAGUUCACGACUUCUCCAGUCGCAUUAUCGAACGAAAAAGGCAGCAAUUCCAGCAGAAACAACUUGGAGAAGUCGAUGAAUUUGGCAGGAAGCAGCGAUACGCCAUGUUGGAUACCCUGUUAGCAGCCGAAGCAGAUGGUCAGAUCGAUCAUCAGGGUAUCUGCGAUGAGGUCAAUACCUUUAUGUUCGAGGGUUACGAUACUACGUCCACCUGUCUAAUAUUUACCCUAUUGAUGCUGGCUCUCCACGAGGAUGUCCAGAAGAAGUGCUAUGAGGAGGUGGAAAAUCUUCCCGAGGACAGCGAUGACAUCAGUAUGUUUCAGUUCAACAAACUAGUCUACUUGGAAUGUGUGAUAAAGGAAUCGCUGAGAAUGUUUCCAUCAGUGCCAUUUAUUGGGCGCCAAUGCGUGGAGGAGACUGUGGUGAAUGGAAUGGUGAUGCCAAAGGACACCCAGAUCAGCAUCCACAUAUACGACAUAAUGAGAGAUCCGCGACAUUUCCCGAAACCAGAUCUGUUCCAGCCAGACAGAUUUCUACCGGAGAACACAGUGAAUCGUCAUCCUUUUGCAUAUGUGCCUUUUAGUGCAGGCCAGAGGAAUUGCAUUGGUCAGAAGUUUGCCAUUCUGGAGAUGAAGGUGCUCCUGGCCGCUGUGAUUAGGAACUUUAAACUCCUGCCCGCCACCCAGUUGGAGGAUCUCACUUUUGAGAACGGAAUCGUGCUGCGCACACAAGAGAAUAUCAAAGUGAAGCUAUCGAAAAGGGUAAAAUGAGGAAUAUUUCCUAGUGUAAGUUUAUGGAAAACGGUUUGCCAAAGAGCUUUUAUUUGUAAUUUGUUUAGAGAAACAAAUAAACCAGUAAAACGAUUGAAACUCU
Messenger RNA from Drosophila melanogaster (fruit fly), 1666 nucleotides. It is a transcript of the gene Cyp4ac1, whose product is annotated as cytochrome P450 4ac1. NCBI's taxonomy places the organism in Eukaryota, Metazoa, Arthropoda, Insecta, Diptera, Drosophilidae. Gene Ontology annotation, cellular component: endoplasmic reticulum membrane. The transcript is spliced from 5 exons. Bases 34 to 1563 code for a protein of 509 amino acids. Gene Ontology annotation, molecular function: oxidoreductase activity, acting on paired donors, with incorporation or reduction of molecular oxygen; iron ion binding; heme binding. The record is from RefSeq and is marked reviewed.